UGACGGUAGUGGAAAACAGAUUUGGAGGAGGAAGUCUCUGUGUCUGAGUGCAGUCUUCAACAGGAAUGAACUCCCUCUCAUGCCUUGUGCAUAUCAUACUCUGACAAGUGGACCGUCUGUUAUUCACGUGAAGCUGGGGACAUUGCUGGUGCAUCUCCAUUAAACCGUCCGGACUGCUCAACUGUUCCUUCACAUUUUUUUUAUUUUUUACCCCCCCCCACACCUCUUUUAAAUUAAGUUUUCUAAGAUGAUCUGGACGGCGAACGGAUGUUUUGUCACUCUGGCCAUCCUGUUUCUGUGGCGAGUGGAAGAAAUAGCAGAAGCCUGCAGCUGCUCCCCUGCGCAUCCUCAGCAGGCGUUUUGCAACUCAGACGUCGUUAUCAGGGCAAAGGUAGUUGGAGAGCAGGAGGUUGACGUUGGCAAUGACAUCUAUGGAAACCCCAUCAAGCGUAUCAAGUAUGACAUCAAACAAAUGAAGAUGUUCAAAGGUCCCGCCAACGAUAUUGAUGCCAUCUACACCGCUCCCACUUCUGCAGUGUGUGGAGUGAAUCUGGAGAAUAAUGGCAAGGAGUAUCUCAUCACAGGCAAACUGGAGACUGAUGGGACGAUGCAUAUCACACUGUGUGACUUCCUUGAGCCCUGGGAUGCCCUGAGUGACACCCAGAAGAAGAGCCUGACUCAGCGCUAUGAAAUGGGCUGUGAUUGCAAGAUCACCCGCUGCACCUCCAUCCCCUGCGUGUUGAACAGCCCGACUGAGUGCCUGUGGACGGACUGGUUGAUUGAACAGAAGGUCAACGGAAGGCAGGCCAAACACUUUGCUUGUAUCAAGAGGAGUGAUGACUCUUGUGCCUGGUACAGAGCGGCAGCACCGCCCAAAAAAGAAUUCAUGGACAUCGAAGACCCUUAAUUCCACCACUGUCCAAUAGUCUGAGGAUGUCUAAGAUAUACUAAGAUACAAAUGCAGUCAAAUACAGUUUUUUUUUUUUCUUCUUAAGAAAGCCAUUGGGGUUGUGCUCUCUGUGGUGAAGUUGUUUUUAUUUACAGGACUCAUUAUGUUUUUAAUCAACAGUCAGUCAUGAUUCAGCACUUUCAGACACUUCUGCCCCUAAAAUCGAAAGCACUUCUUCAUAAACCACUUCUCCCUCAGCUGAAAUAAAGGGAUAAUCAUUACAAUUCCAUAUUCAUAGCAUUUUUGUUCUUGAGCAAUUCAUUCACUACUUUUUUUUUUUUUUUUAAACCAAAGGUAUUGUUUAACGUGAACUAUAAUUCUAUAAUGCCAUACAUACAUACAUACCUAUAACUCAAAGUGUAUCAAUUCUGUGAAUCUGUGUGUGUUCAUAAAUAACAUUAGCUGGCAAUUGGCGCCCUGAUUUGUGACAGCAGCGCUAUCACAAGGAACAAGUGCCACCUCUUUCCUGUCCUGCUUCAGAUUCUUUCUUUUGCUGAAAAUGCAAAACUCUUCCCCUCUGUUUUUUUUGUUUGUUUUUUUCCCCCAGGUGUGACACACCUGUUUCGAGUGAAUACAAUCAGUGCAUUUGCUAAUAGUUUUUCUUUAAUUAAUCCUGAAUAAAGAAGAAUGCACUUUGAACACAAUUGUCACAGCAGUCAUAUUGUCUCUAAUGAAAAAGAGGAUUGAAUCCUUUUAUUUUGUAUUUUUUUUUUAUAUUACAGCUCUUCUCUUUGUAAUGCUUUAGUGUACAAGCAUAUUUUUAUUUAAGAAGGUUAUAUGACAACACACAUUUUAUGUGCAUUAAAGGUCAAAUUGUAGGCCUUAAUUGUCCGCUGUCUGACUGGCUCAUCCUUUAGGACAGUGGUUAAAGAACAUAUUGUAAUCAAUCAUCCAUUUACUUGCAGAGCCUUUGAUAUGACUAUAAAAGUGUUGAGAAAAUUGAAAAAGAUUCUUCAUUUGAUACUGUAGUCAAGUAUGAUGUCUUGUGCUGGUUUCACAUGAGACGUUUGAGAUUAUUUUUGCAUGCAUGUCCAGCUGAAACAAUACUGUACAUUGUGACUAUUAUAUUAAAUGCCAAACCCUG
Messenger RNA from Cottoperca gobio, 2033 nucleotides. RefSeq names its product TIMP metallopeptidase inhibitor 2b (gene timp2b). Lineage: Eukaryota; Metazoa; Chordata; Actinopteri; Perciformes; Bovichtidae. The record is from RefSeq and is a predicted model, not a curated record. Gene Ontology annotation, molecular function: protease binding; metalloendopeptidase inhibitor activity. Gene Ontology annotation, cellular component: extracellular matrix. The transcript is spliced from 5 exons. The coding region runs from base 248 to 907 and encodes 219 amino acids. Gene Ontology annotation, biological process: negative regulation of endopeptidase activity; negative regulation of membrane protein ectodomain proteolysis; response to cytokine.